GUGUUAGGCUGGUGCACCAGUGAAAUGAAAUCUUUGGAGGGGCUAAGCAUGCCCAUUCGCUUCAUCUCAACACCUUGGAUUCUGUCCAUAAUAAAUUUCCUUUUGUCCCACUGCAGUUCUAGGUUGCUGGCUGCAUAUCAAUAUGAUAUUUCAGUAUUUCAGGCUUCACCAAACUUCCUAUGUCUUGUUCUCCUCCAUCCUGGACCAAUCUGCAGGAGAUUUCUUUCUCUUGUAACGAGGAUGGUGGAUGGCACCUGAAAAGUUAUGUAUGGCCGCAGGACGCCGGCCGUAGGUACGACAGGUGAAACCAGAACGACCAGGUCUCUCGUUUCAAGUGUGGUUUCUUUUCUUAUGAUCAUCGUUGCUAUUGAAGAAUCAGAAGGUGUUCCUCUAUUUUUUGUUUUAAUGGGAUCUAAUGCAAAAGCAGAUCUACGAAGGAGGCUCUGUGACCUUCUCGAAGAACAGCAAGAGCCAUUUAUGCUCGACAUAUAUCUCCUUGAACAUGGGUACUCGCUGAAAAGAUGGGACUUUGAUAAGGUUGACAGCAGGUGUUGGUCUUUGCAGAAAGCAGCUGGGAAGGCACACCUGAAGAAGAGGAGGAGUUCUCAGUCCGCCAUUGUGCCAAGGAUCUUCAAGUUCCUAGUGGGUAAGCUCGUAUUUCCUGGUAGGGCUCAUGGGGCGGGGAGUUUGGAUAGCCGAGACAAUCACGCAGUCAGGCAAUUCGAUGGUUCUUCAUCUUCUGGAACCAGCACACUGAGCGAUCAGUUUUUCAGCAGUGAAGCAGAGGAGUCAUUGUCUGCUAAGGAUUCUUCCGUCUCAUCAUCUUCAGAGUCUACGAAACCGCUUCAACUGUCCGAUGUCAAAGAUGAGGUUGCCGGAGAAAGUAAGCAACUUAGCCCUGUUUCGGUGUUGGAAACAUCAACAAGUGAACCUUCUUCACCAAGUCGCUAUGGCAAGCGAGACCAACCAAAUGUGAACAGAACCAACUACAAGCUGUUAAGCCGAGUUGCAGAGGAAUCUGUAUUUUUCUGGUCCAUGUGGGAGACUCUCAUAAACAUAAUCGAAGAGAAGCAUGGAUUUGGCGAAUCAGAACUGCAACAUAUUUUUCUUGGUCAGGUUUCAUCUUCCCAAUCGGCGAACACCGAGCUAGUACUGCUGCACCAAAGAAGGCAGCUUCUCUUUGAUUACGUCAGGGAGGUGGUGGAGUGCAUCACGAUGAAAGGAAGAGCACUGAGCUCUUGGAGUGCUCUUCAGCCAUGCACGUUUCAACUGUACCCAGGUCCAGAACAGCUCGCAAAAGUCAUAUGCCGGCAGAUCUUCUCUUGGAGCAAAACUGCGGGCAACAGAAGGAACACAGGGAAAUUGGUGGAAGCGGACUUUUCAAGAGAAAGAAAUGAGUGGAUUCAUUUCAAAUCCGAAAUAUACGGCGUUGGGUCUCAGAUCGAGGCAGCAAUUUUGCGCGAGAUCAUCGAUGAGAUUGCUUCAGAUUUGAUUGGAAUCAGCUCAUGAACUUACUCUUAAACCGUAUUGCUGACUAUCUAACCUGUUCCUUUUCUUUCUCUGUGGAAUUAAAUAUUACAUAAAAUAUGCUUAUGGGCGUUGUAAAUUUCCUCUCCGGAUGGAGGAUGGUAUAUCUGCCCUGCAUGGGAAUCUUAUCAGUCGAUACAAUAAAAACAUUCUCAGCCAUUUACGCCCAAGGAUGUACUUUUUGUAGAGCACAAAAGAACAAUAAGUGAAAAAAGAGUUGAAUGGCGAGCAGUGAAAUGGCUUGUCUUGUAA
Nymphaea colorata (pocket water lily) is the source of this 1779-nucleotide messenger RNA. RefSeq lists its product as uncharacterized. The coding region runs from base 265 to 1509 and encodes 414 amino acids. The transcript is spliced from 3 exons. NCBI's taxonomy places the organism in Eukaryota, Viridiplantae, Streptophyta, Magnoliopsida, Nymphaeales, Nymphaeaceae. The record is from RefSeq and is a predicted model, not a curated record.